CAGAAAUGCUCCAUGAAACCGGCAGGUGAAGCUUCAAUAUCCACCCUGUCCUCACGGGGGCGCUGUAACCUCACGUUUGUCAGAGUAGGAAGUACAGUUUUCUGUAACCGUGAAUUGAAAGUACGCCAUAAAUAUGGCGCCAAAAUAGUUUUCAAGCAGAUGAUAAGAUCGGAUUUUUUCCUGACUUCCUUUCUGUGUUGUUGUCGAUCUUUUGAUUAUUUUAAAAAUCUUUUCUCUGCUGUUUGCAGCUCCAGACUCGCCUGUGCACAUAUUUGUUUGCAGCGCGGUGUUGCAGGAAUUCACCGGCCGGAGGAGCGACUGGAGACGAGCUCAGAUCUGGGUUUUAUUUCUCAACCAGCACCGUUGCGUUACUGGCGUGCGAUGUUUUUCUGACUCAUCCUGUGGAAAUAUAUCCCCGUUUUUUAUUUUUUUGGUUCAGCCACCCUCCUUCCUCUGCUUCCCCAGCCUCCUUCUCCUCCUCCUGCUGGCUCCGAAGGAGGAAAACAGCCGGAUUGGGACUCCUCCACGUUUCGGCUGCUAUUUUUAUUUUGAAUUUUUUAUUUUUUAUUUUGCAAAAUGCGACAUGCUUUCCAUGUUGCGCGCAUCUCGGAGCCUGGCACGCCGGCGGUAGCGCUGCGUUUGGUUUCCUACUGACUGCUCGCCACUUUUCUCUCCGGGUUUCAGGAGUGGGAUUUUACAGAUUUUGGAUUCGGACUCCUGUCUUUGACGCGCUGUCAACACGCAGUGCAAAGGGAAGGGGAGGCCGGGAGAAGAGGGACAGUCCUGUCACCCUGCGUGGUUUAAGUGUCCGGUGUGUGUGUGUGUGUGUGUGUGUGUGUGUGUGUGUGUGUAUGGGGGGAUGUUUAGCAGCACCAACCCUCUGCUGGUAAACUACAUGUGCCUGCUCCAGAUGAUCUUCUUAAUCUGAUCUAAUCCAGGACUAAGGACGUCUGUGAAUCCAAAGCUGACUCCUACCAAGAUGGAGAGCGAGAAGAAGAGGAGGAAAUAUUCCACAAGCAGCAACGACUCCGACACGACUGACAGUCAGGUGACGUCGUGGUCCAGGUCCUCUAAGAACAUCGGCACCAGCAGCACCUGGGUCCGCCUCCCGCACAAGAAACCGUCUGAGGUGUUUCGGACAGACUUCAUCACGGCCAUGAAGCUGCCGGACUCGGCCCAGCUCGGCCCAGACGACUUCUAUGUUCUGUCCGACCCGUGGAGACAGGAGUGGGAGAAGGGGGUUCAGGUCCCAGCCAACCUGGAGGCCAUCCCAGAACCCGUGGUCAGGUCACAGCUGGAGUCAACGGGCGGCGUGUCGGCCGACGGCCGGACCAAGGAGGGAGACGCUCAGCCUCCUCGCUGGCAGCAACACGGCUGCUACGACCUGGACGACCUGGACGUCACCUGGCUGCAGCUGGUCAACCAGGAGUUCAGGCAGAUGGCCUUGCCGGAGCUGGGCGAGCUGACGAUGGAGUGCGUUCUGGUGGAGCUGGAGCGCGUCUGCGAGGAAAAGAUGCAGCAGGCCAUCGAGACGGAGGAAGGCCUGGGCAUCGAGUACGACGAGGACGUGGUGUGUGACGUGUGCCGCUCGCCGGAGGGAGAAGACGGAAACGAGAUGGUCUUCUGUGACAAGUGCAAUGUCUGCGUCCAUCAGGCGUGUUACGGCAUCCUGAAGGUGCCUCAGGGUAACUGGCUGUGUCGGACCUGCGCUCUGGGGGUCCAGCCCAAAUGUCUGCUCUGCCCCAAGAGAGGCGGCGCCCUGAAGCCGACGCGCAGUGGAACCAAGUGGGUCCACGUCAGCUGUGCCUUAUGGAUCCCUGAGGUGAGCAUCGGCUGCCCAGAGAAGAUGGAGCCCAUCACCAAGGUGUCCCACAUCCCCGCCAGCCGCUGGGCUCUGUCCUGCAGCCUGUGUCGAGAACACACAGGAACCUGCAUCCAGUGCUCCACGCCCUCCUGCAUCGUGGCCUUCCAUGUGACGUGCGCCUUCGACCACGGCCUGGAGAUGAAGACCAUCCUGGCCGAAAACGACGAGGUUCGCUUCAAGUCCUUCUGCCGGGAUCACAGCUCCGCCGCCAACAACGCCAACGGGAACCACGCCGUCUCUUCCGCCGCCAACGGCGUCAACGGAGCGGCCAGGUCCGAGCAGCGCCACGAGCCCGACGGCUCCGGCGACCCGGAGCAGAGCCGGGCGUCCCACCCGGUGUCGGCGUCGGAGCGGGCCGAGCGGGACCAGCUGGAGAGGGAGAAGGUGAGCCAGAGGAAGCAGAAGCUCCAGGAGCUGGAGGACGAGUUUUACAAACUGGUGGAGCCGAGCGACAUCGCCGAACACCUGGGGCUGCCGCUGCUGCAGGUGGAUUUCUUAUAUCAGUUCUGGAAGCUAAAGCGGAAGGCCAACUUCAAUCAGCCUCUGGUGGCGCUAAAGAGAGACGAGGUGGACAACCUGGCCCAGCAGGAGCAGGACGUCCUCUACAGGAGACUCAAACUCUUCACACACCUCCGCCAGGACCUGGAGAGGGUGCGUAACCUGUGCUACAUGGUGACCCGGCGCGAGAAGAUGAAGCUGACGCUCUGCGACCUGCAGGAGAAAAUCUUCCACCUGCAGAUCCAGCUGCUGGAGGAGGAAACGGCUGCAGAGAAAACCCAGAAGGCAGAAAAGAGGAAGCAGAAUGGAGUGAAGGAUAAAAGGAAAGAGAGAAGGAAGCAUGGCACCGGCAAGAAAAAGGAGAGGUGGAAGUCUGACAACGGCUCCCUGCUUAAAGAGCUAGGUUUGUCCAAGUCGUUUCCGUUAGAAAGCUCUCUGUUCGACAGCUGGCUGGCCAAGUCGGUCCAGAUCACCGCGGACGACAUGCUGAGCCAGUGGGCUCUGGACGGCCAGCACAACCACAAGGGCAGCAGCCUGCUGUCCGACCAGCUGAUGCAGGGCGAGGAAAGCCUCCUGAACCUCAUGAUGGAGAACUCUAUGCAGUCGGCGUGGAAAACGCCUCAGCUGGGCCGGAAACCCAGAGGAAGCAGCAAGCCUCGUUCUCGAAGACCGAGCGGCGCCGGCGCCGGCGCCCAAAGGGUGUUCGGGUCGGCCGCGUCCAGCAGCCCGUCCACAGCCAAGGGCUUCUGGGAAAAAUCCAGCCACGCUGGCCGCCGAGGGGAGAAGCCCAGAAGCUCAUCCAAGGCGGGUCACCACCACCAGACCAGGAGCUGCGACCCGAACGGCGACCCGCCGCCGCAGCCGCCCAUCUCCAAGAUGGAUUCCUGCCACAUCUCGGAGGAGCGCGGCCGCUGGGACAGCGUCCACAUGGCAACCGGUUUGAUGGCGAGCGCUUCCCCUUCACCGGCCUCCAGUCCGGGAGCCGCAGUGCCUGACGCCGGGGCGGUCCUGCGGGGGUCGCGGCCCCGCCCGGCCCGGCAGGGUAAAGCGAGGUCAAGGGUCGGGGGACUGGACUCGAUGGACCUGCCGCUCACAGGGAAAGGCGCAUCGCUGCUGGACGCCGCCGCCGAGACUGAUGGGUACUUCUCCGAUGGAGAGAGCGAUUUGGAAACACGGUCCGGCGGACGAAAGCUUCGGCUGCCACAGCUGCAUCCUGCCAACGAGGAUCUACUGAGGAGGAGUGUCCUGGCGUCCUAAACAAAGUCAAACCAAAUCGGUGGUACGGAGCAGCGUCCCAGCUCUGACUCUGCCUGGUUUUCUGAAUGUAGCUGUAUGCCGACCGUACAGUAAAGCUUCUCCACUGGACCGCAGUUCGCUCCUCAUACUAUAGGAAACUAAACAUUCGUCUUUUGUAUAUUUCUAACUCAUCUGGUUGUGGCCUGGUGUCUGCGGUUUGCUUCAGACUUGGGAACAAACACUUUGGGGCAUUAUUAUUCUUCUUACUCACGCUGGUUCCAGGGUAUGCUUUAAGGUCCGAGCUGCAUCCAAUGAGUUAUCCUCAAAAUAUUCAGAUUUCUUAGCAGAGCUGGCAUGAAUAUGUGCAGAGGGCAGCACAGGACAGCAUCUUCUCAGCCUUGAAAAGCACAAUAACUAGUCAGUCAUGGAAGCACUUGAGAGUAAAACAAAAGCUCAUUCAGGGCCCGGGUCGAUUUCAGACGCUGAUUUUCUCAUUUUUCAUCCCUUAAAAGCAGAAAUAUUACAGACUAAAGAUUGACCCCAACCCCGCCGCUGUGUCAGACACAAACUCACAUAUACACUCAUCGUAGUAUGGUUUAAAUCAGGGGUGUCCAAAGUGCGGCCUGUGGGCCAUUUGUGGCCCUUGGAUUAAUUUUGUGUGGCCCCAGCUGCAAUAUUUUCUGCUUGGGGAUUUUGGCCCCUUGGUGCCAAACGUUUGGACACCCUUGGUAUAAAUACUUAAUCCAAUCUUUCUCCAUUGCUGCCAAAUUCUUCCUAAAUCAAUUCUACCCCCUAAAUCUUUACAAAAAUAUCAGUAGAGAAACGUUGUGCCUUGCGUCACUUCCUGUGACCUCCCACAAAACAAUCAGUGAGUGAAUCAAUCAGCCUCUCAAUCCAAAUUUGUAACAAUCAAAGCGAAAUAAAAUCCCAACAGAUUGGUUGCCAUGUAGCCACUGGGUGUCUUCACCAUAAUGAUUGAAUAGUGCCUAAAAAACAACAAAAAAAACAAACAAACAUGCAGCGUUUGCCAUUUUUGUAACCAAUGCAUCUGCAGCACUUUGCAAAGCAGAGCCACAGAGAUGCCUACUGUUACGAGCCGCCCCUGAACGCAUCACAGCAGCAGAGAGCCUUAAAAACAAGAGCUUGGCCAAGUUACACCAUGUUCCAGCUUUCAGCAGCCCUGCAAGAUAUUUGUUGCUCAUGUUUGAUCUGCUGGGAUAAAAACAGCUUUUCUCCUUCAGGUCUGAGCCCAUUUCAGUCUGGUGGCUUUAUAAUUCAAAAACCACCAAAGAAAAUCUACAUUUUAUUGUGAAUUUAUGAAUCAAAGUUUAUUCGACUUGAGACGUCAGUAGAAUCACAGAAAAUCGUUUCUGCAGCGCCCUUGAAAAGCAGCUCAAUCUACUGAUUUAUAUUUAUAUUCAGUCUUCCUGGUGUAAGCACUUAUUUCAGUUCUCUGUGUUUAUGUGAGAAAAAGUUUGUAGUAAUGUUAUAAAACAAAGGAAAUACUCAAGCUAAAAACAAAGCCCUCACCCAAACUUUGAGAUUUCCAAAAGACUAGAAAUAUAUUUAAAAUCUAGAUUAAAAUACUAAAACAAUCAAACUUUGUUACAUAGUGAAGCCCAAUGGAAAUCAAAACCAACUGGGAAGAGAUAAAUCUAUUACUACUGCAGACCACCUCCAAAAAUACCUAAAGCUACAGAUCUUACUGGUUUAAACAUUAAAUCUACCUUAAUAUUUACAGCAGAAACAUUUAAUAUCUACAUUCAUCCUUAUUUCCGUUCAACAACCAAUCAGCACCAAGGAAGUUGAGUUGUGCGCCUGGAUUGGUUGCUUUAUAAACAUCAGUCGAUAGCGUGUCACAAUUAUUUUUUAUGCUUUAUUAAAACUAUUUUUCAAACAUUUCACUGAUUCAGAAGAUAAAUUACUGGAGAUCCCAAACUUUUCAUUGAGUUUUCUGCAAAUUAUCUGCAGGAACUUCACUGAUGUGUAGAGAAUAAAACAAUGUUUAAGCUUCCUAAGCUACGUUUUAAAAAUGAGGAGCAAAGCUACUUCCCACGUUAUUGGCUGGUGUUUACAAAGCAUCCAAUCAGGAACACUGUUCAUGUUCAUUGGUGCUGAAGAUGUUAGCUUCCACUGCGCGUAUAUCUGGUUUUGAACCAUCAAAAUCUUCAUUAUUGGAGGAACUGUCCAGGAUUUUAGCUAAGUGUUGUGGUUCAAGUCAAUUCCAACUGAUUUAAGUCGUUGUAGAUGAAAAAUAUCAGAAUAAAUUGGUUAGUUCAGGUCAUUAUGUGUGUCUAUGCAGUUUGCUAUGUUUUUUUGGAGGUUUUUUUUAGCGGAUUGUGACACCAGCAUGGCGUUCUGAUCAAACCAGACUUGACCAAGCUCCUGUAGCAAACGGCUCUACUGCAAAAACCGUAAACUAUCACAGAUAAAGCAUGAAUCAGCGCCCCGGACUCCUGAGUUCCCAAACCGAGCUGCGCCUCGUUUUACUGAAGAGUCACACAUCUUAUCCUACAGAGUCGUAUUUUCUACUCAAGAAGCUGUUUGCGGUAUUCUCAGGGGUUAAAGAAGAACUUUUAAAAAGAAUUAAUACAAGAUUUAAAAAUAAAAAAAAACAUGUAUGUAAAAUUAUAUAUAAUACACACAUAUAUCUAUGUAAGGUGAGGUAUGUUUAGAAAGUUUGUUUGGCAAGAGUCAGUUUGAUUUCCAACACCACUACUACUGAGCAAGUGUCUUCUGUAAGUGUGAGCUUCAGGCCCGGGUUCAACGGCUCUGAUUUCACAGAUCAUCAUCAGGAUGAAGGCUGUCCUGAUCAACACAAAUCAAUCAGAUCGACUGAUUAGAGCGAACUGCUUGAGCCGGGCCUGACACACAGCCUUUUAGUACAGAUCUCUUUCCAUCCUGCUCUGUUUUAUUUCACUUUAUUUUCUGUAGACACAUUCUGACUGGUGUUUAGGAACGACCAUGCCAAAGAACAGAUCUGUGUAUCAAGGCAGCAUAUUUACAUCUUGUCUACACACACACGCACACACACACACACACACACACACUCUGUCUCUGGACUGCAACGUAAAGUGAGUUUGAUAAAGUGUUGGAAGGUUUUGGUCACUUAACACAGAUUUCCAACACGAAGCUGGUCUAACAGGGUUACAAAGCAACAGAUGAAUAGUUUUCUAUGGAUGUGUGGUUCUGACUUCCUCAGAGAGAAACGCAGAGUUUAUGACAAGCGAUGGCACUGUGUCCUUUUCGUUCUUCAGGGGAUUUACACGGCUGUGUUGUAUUGUGAAAAUGUCUCUUUACUCAGAGUUUCUGAAUUCGUGCCGUAGCCUGGAGGAAGUCGGACUUCUGCUACGUCUCAGACACGACGACGUGUCUCUGGAGUGACGAUGCUCAUUCCAGCCUCAUGCGUCACCCAGACAUAUUAAUGUAAUCUUGGUUUCAGUAUUCAGAGUAGCCUGAUGUUGUAGACGGUGGUUUUAGAUGAGGCCUGUACGGCCUCCACAUGUAGUAGCAGACGCUGAGGCUGCACAGCACAAACAGAAGAAAUCAAACCUGAAACCAAUCAGCAGAUAUUUUAACCCUUUGCUGUGCAGCCUCAGCAACCAAACCUGGUUUAUUAUUCUGUAUUUACAGUGUGGCUUCAACGCCCUCUCCUUCCGCUUCAUAGAUGCUGUAGACUGGAUUCUUUAUUAUUUUUCACUAGCAUUCAGCUUCAACGUGUGGUAUGCUGGUGCGGCCGCUGGCUCACUACUCCAAAUGUGAUCUUUGAGUUUUGCAACUCUGACAACAGAAAUACACAUUUUCUACAUCUUGUGGGUUAGUUCUGUGAAAAUUUGGUCCACUAGAAGAAGAAUCGGUAAAUAAACGAGUAUUUAGGAUAAAUCCAUAUUAUAAUGUGCCUGUCACUUUAAAUUUGAGUCAAUUUAUCACUUAAAAUACAACAGCCGACUCAAUAUUACACGAGUCGGCUGUUGUAUUUUAGACUCUUCUUUGCAAUUUCAAUAUUUGACAACUGCUGGCUCUAAAUUACAUGACGGCAGGUCAGAAAACAACAUUGACUUUGAAGCGUCUCUGGGGGAAAACGAUGAAACGCUGGUUAAAGGCCAGCGCCUGUUGCUGCAGGUAAUGGCCAUUUUCCCUGCGGUUUGAUUAAUCUGUUGCAAAACUCAAGACGAGACGUUUUCUUACAAAGAAACCAAAUCCUGAGAGAAAUAGCUCCACCAUGUGACCCCACCUGCAUACCACUGGACUCUUACACAAUAUUCACAGUUACAAUAAUGUAUUAUACUGUUCAACUAAUAGCUACAUUUUCAUAUUCAGUGUUUUUAAAAAGCCUUUGCAGACGUUUUAUUUGGUUGGUAAUACUUAGUUGUAUCAAACUAGAAAGCUGACUCAUUAUCUGCUUCCACUGGUUUUACUGGCGCUUUGCUCUCCUUUCCAGUUAAAGUUAAAAGUUUAAAAUCUCAACAUCCACAACAGCUGUGCAGAUCAGAACUUCAUCCUGAAACAGCUGCUGUGGAGGAAAAGACAGGAGGUCAGAGAGACUUCAGGAGGCAUAAAGUUUGUUUUAAUUACAGUCAACUUGAUAGAAAACCUUAAAUGUUUUUAUAUUAUACAGUAAAUACAACUAAAUACUCAUUACUCUUUUCUUCUUUAACUGCCUCUUAAAUGUGAUGCAUUUAAUGGUUAGGCAGCUUCACAGAUUUCUGUUAUGAAUGAAGGAAGAUUUAUUCGCAAAACAUGAAAAAGUGGAAUAUUACUCAAUAAAAUGAAAAUUGACAAGAUUUUACACUAUUGUAAAAUCUUGUCAAAUAAAGGUUAAAUAGAGAUAUUUAACCUUUAUUUAAGCAGGAAUUAUUUCCUUUUCCUACUGAAAUAAAAAGUUAAAUGUUGAUUUUUCUCCCUUUAAAAUGAUAAAAAGAGUAAAUACCACAAAGUUGAAAUUUGUGUUUGGAAAUAAUUUAACCAUUAAGGUUAGCAGCUGCCUUACCGCUUUAUUUUACAUAAAUAUUAUUUAAUGGAGAAUUCAUUUGUAGUAAAGAUGCACCAAAAAAAAAAAAAGUUGUAUUUUUAAAUCCCACAGAAAAGUGAAUUACCAAGAUUAUCUCCGUUUAUGAAUCAACGAAUAUACGGCUAACAUUUUUAUCAUUUUUCUUUUAUUUUAAAAUCUACAUUCUUAGUUUGGUGCAUUUAAAAAUCUGAUUUACUGAUUUUCAUCCAACAGAAAUUACUCUGAGACUAAAGAUAAUCAGCCUUAAAAUGAUUUACUUCACAAUGUAGAUGAUCAGUUGGAUGAAAUGUGGAGCCUCUUUGACUCCACCGCUGAGGAAACAAUUUUUUUUUUAAAGUGUUGUUUUUUUUUCUAUCAUCUUUAAACAAAUUAUUUUCUCUCCAUUGCAGCUUUUUACACUAAAGCUCUGAUCUGCAUAAUCAGAGCACCUUACUGCAUCAUUUUCCUUCCCAUCACCAGCAAACCAGCGUUUCCGCCUCUCAGCCCUCCAUCCUGGUUUGUUCCUCCACUCCUGCUCUACUCAGCGAUCAGCUUUUUGCUUUCCUUUAGAAACAUAUUUUACUCACAAAAAGCCAGAAUAAAUGUGAACAUCAGUAGCUUUAAGGACAAAUGCUGACAGUGGCAGACGGGUUUAAGGAGGUAAAACAUUCGCGCUCUGCUUCAUUCUCACUCAGACAUGUGGAGGAACUGAAGCCAGAAAAACAGAACAAGUUGUUCUCUCUGCGUUGUGUCUGCAGCCUUUCCACAGUCAAGUUAGCACACGGCUAAUAUAAACAAUAAAACGCAUGCAACUUUUUAAGCUUUCUCUGCUCUCACUGAUGCUCCUCGAUUGCAAAGUGCAACAAUCAAAUCAAGCAAGCACUAAAGGAACGGGAAACAUGCAUUUAAUAACUCGCUGAUUAUAAGAGGGAUGUCAAACUCACUUUUAUUUUUGGCCAUAUUGAGAUUAUAAAAGUCUAGUUCUGGCAAAAUGUAUUGAUAAAACCCAUUAACAAACAUACU
This is a messenger RNA of Xiphophorus couchianus (Monterrey platyfish), 9611 nucleotides long. RefSeq names its product jade family PHD finger 2 (gene jade2). Lineage: Eukaryota; Metazoa; Chordata; Actinopteri; Cyprinodontiformes; Poeciliidae. Bases 980 to 3619 code for a protein of 879 amino acids. The record is from RefSeq and is a predicted model, not a curated record. Gene Ontology annotation, cellular component: histone acetyltransferase complex. Gene Ontology annotation, biological process: regulation of transcription by RNA polymerase II. The transcript is spliced from 14 exons.